AUGCAUGCCACAGCCAUCCUGCACUACUGGCAUACUCUGCAAUCCGUCAUUACCAGUUUGAAUCCAUGUCGACUACCUCGUCCGAAUCCACAGUCUACACCAUCGACACGCCUACGGAAGCUCUAUGGGCGGUGGUUGACGAGUUGCGAGCGCGCCGUCAGACACUGUUAGUUAACAGCCGCAACGAGCGACGCAACUACAAACAGCGCGUUGAAAUGUUCAGGAAGCAAUUGGCGUCGAACCCAGCGAUGCGAUCAAAUGCCGAAAUGCAAAUCCAGAUGAUGCGCCAGAAAAAGGACUUCUCCAGGGACAACUUUGAGCGCGACACCGACUCCAUCAUCAGCCAGAUCGAAGCGAUUGAGCGGCUGUUGGACCAACAAAAGGUCCGAACGGCGGGCUCGUCCUUGCCGCCCCAGAGCUCGAAGGAUUCGGCAACAUUGAAAGCUUCCAUCGACCGACUGUCGUUGCAAUGGGGCGAGUUGCGCUCGGAAGUGAACAUCUUCAAGAGUGAAUUCUUACGUCAGCUGGACCAACUCCGACAAGUCGUGGCGACGUUGCAAAAGUAGGUCGACGUCUCACGCCUCGUUGCAUACGUAGAUCUACACUAGUACUAGUGUAGUCUGUCCAUGUCCUUGUAAUGCCAUUCCUAAUGCAAGAAACCACAAGGCUUCAGUUAUUGG
Aphanomyces astaci is the source of this 680-nucleotide messenger RNA. RefSeq lists its product as hypothetical. The record is from RefSeq and is a predicted model, not a curated record. Lineage: Eukaryota; Oomycota; Saprolegniomycetes; Saprolegniales; Verrucalvaceae. The coding region runs from base 66 to 566 and encodes 166 amino acids. The transcript is spliced from 2 exons.